Messenger RNA from Balearica regulorum gibbericeps (East African grey crowned-crane), 856 nucleotides. The record is from RefSeq and is a predicted model, not a curated record. Lineage: Eukaryota; Metazoa; Chordata; Aves; Gruiformes; Gruidae.
GGAGGUGCAGAAAGCUGUGAACACCGCCCAGGGGCUCUUCCAGAGGUGGACAGAGCUCCUGCAAGAUCCCUCCAUCGCCACAAGAGAAGAAAUCGACUGGACCACUAAUGAGCUCAGGAAUAACCUACGGAGCAUCGAGUGGGACCUGGAAGACUUGGAUGAAACGAUUAAUAUCCUUUCUGCAAACCCGCGGAAAUUCAACCUCGAUGCGACGGAGCUGGGUAUCAGGAAAGCCUUCAUCACGAGCACGCGGCAGGUGGUCAGGGAAAUGAAGGAUCAGAUGUCAAACUCCUCCAUGCAAGCACUGGCUGAAAGAAAAAACAGACAGGCGCUCCUGGGAGAAAGCGGGAGUCAGAGUUGGAGCUCUGGACCUGACAAAUACAGCCGCCUGGACCGGGAGCUGCAAUUAGCAAAUUCACACUUCAUUGAGGAGCAGCAAGCUCAACAACAGUUGAUUGUGGAGCAGCAAGAUGAGCAGUUGGAGCUGGUCUCUGGCAGCAUCGGGGUGCUGAAGAACAUGUCCCAGCGCAUUGGCGGGGAGCUGGAGGAGCAAGCAGUGAUGCUGGACGACUUCUCCCACGAGUUAGACAGCACUCAGUCACGGCUUGAUAACGUCAUGAAGAAGCUCGCCAAAGUGUCUCACAUGACGAGCGAUCGACGGCAGUGGUGUGCAAUUAUUGUCCUCUUCGUCAUCUUGCUGGUGGUGCUCAUCCUGUUUUUCGUCCUGUGAUGGACUGAACUUCCUCGGACGCCCCCUCCCCGCCCCCUCGCCCCUGUAGCACAGGGAAACGAAACUCUCGCCGUUUCCGUCCGCCCACAGAGAUCCCCAGCAAGAAAACCCACACCCAGCUCUCAC